ACGAAAAAAAAAAAAACUGAAGUGUGAGACAGAGAAAAACAAAGUAGAGAGAGGGAAGAGAGAAGAUAAUAAUCAUAGCUCCAAGUUCCAAACCACAAUUUCCCAGAAAAAAAAAAAUAAACACAAAAAUCAGCUCCACAAUUUCGUUUUAAUUUCUUCCUUUCUGAUCUUACAUGCCUAUGGAUCCCUUUGAGUUGAUUCGCGAAGGGUUUGGGUGAGACUAGCCGGACAUGUGCAGUUACUGUAAAUAGACUAGAUUAUAUUUAGUUAUUUUGUUGACAUCUUAGUUAAUAAUGAACUUGUCCAAGAAAGUAUCCCAAACGGAUGCAAAGCUAAGCAGCCCAAACAAGGCAACCACUUUGAAUCCAAAUGCAGCAGAGUUUGUUCCUUUUUCUCUCAGAACAUCGUUCUCUGGAACUGCCAGCUCGGUUGAUGCAACAGCAAGGCUUGCCAAUGCUGGGGCUCUUGGAAAAGCAGUUUUAGAUCGGUCAGAAUCAUCCAUUUCAAACAAUUCCGAUGAUGAGGUUCACCAAUACUGGCGAUGUCAGCUCCCUGACGAUAUAACCCCUGAUUUCAAGGUCGCAGGAGAAGAUGUAUCCCAAGAUGUUAAUGACCUUUCUUUAGUUGGCUUAUCUAUGCAUGAUGACAUUGAAGGCUUGAGGUUUGCCUCAUCUAAAGGAAGUAGAUAUAUAUUAAAUGAGCAGGAGGAAUUAUCUCAGCAGCACAUUAAUGGCAACAGUUUUACUGAUAGAUUAAGGUUUUCCAAUUCUAGCUUUAGGGAGGACCCAUCUUCAGCAAGCUUUCUGAACACUUCAACAAAUCCAUGGGAUAGGCCAAUUGGGAAUGCCAACCAGUUUGUUAGCAGUGGUCAAGAGGGGCUUACUUAUGAUGACAACUCAAGACAUGGAUUUUUAAAUGACAUCUUUUCUGAGAAUGCAAUCGUGAAUGAUACUAAUUUGAACCCCUUGGAGUUUCUGGCUUCUCUGUUCCCUGGUUUUGCGGCAGAAAGCCUUGCGGAAGUUUACUUUGCCAAUGGAUGUGAUUUGCAUAUGACCAUAGAGAUGCUCACUCAGUUAGAGCUUCAAGUUGAUGGUAGUUUCCAUCAGAAUCUGAACUCAAAGACUCUGUCAGCUCCCAAUCUCAGUGCAAUGGAUUUUCCUGCACUUACUUCACCAGAUGGUCAGACAGCUUCUGUAAAAUAUUCUGUAGAUAAUGUCCAGCAAAGUGGCAACCCUUACCGAUCAUCAGACAAAGACAUUCUGUCUUUCAAAACUAGCUCUUCAAUUCCGACUAGAGGUGCUAUUGACUUUGCUUCAGCUGUGAGGAAGCUGGCUUCUCAGGACUCUGGUAUUUGGAAGUAUGAUAAAAGCGGUUCUGGUGAUGCUGCCAUUGGGUCAAGUAGGACAUCUCAUGUUUUGGCUGGCUACGAUGGUGGACUGGGUAGAGCCAGCUUCAGUGACCGGUUACAGACUCGUGGUUCAGCUCGGGCAGCACCUGUUUGGGUUGAUACUGGUGAUGCAGUUGCAAAUAUGUACUCGGAGCUGAGGGAGGAGGCUCGUGAUCAUGCACGCUUACGUAACGCAUAUUUUGAGCAGGCACGGCAAGCCUAUCUUAUUGGCAAUAAAGCCCUAGCAAAGGAACUUAGUGCUAAAGGGCAAGUGCACAACAUGCAUAUGAAAGCAGCUCAUGGAAAAGCUCAGGAAUCUAUCUAUCGCCAGAGGAAUCCAGUUGCUCCAGAGAUGCAGGGGAAUGGAAGAGGGCAAGAGAGGAUGAUCGACCUACAUGGACUCCAUGUGAGUGAAGCCAUUCAUGUGCUAAAACAUGAGCUUAGUGUGCUGAAAAACACGGCCAGAGCUGCCGAUCAGCCUCUGCAGGUCUAUAUUUGUGUGGGGACAGGUCAUCAUACGAGAGGUUCCCGCACUCCUGCAAGACUUCCGAUAGCUGUACAGCGUUUUCUACUCGAAGAAGGUCUUGACUUCACAGAACCUCAGCCAGGCCUACUUCGUGUUUUACCAGAUAGAACAGUUGAUGUUUGCAAAACAAAUUCAGUUACAAACAAUUCUCCAUCUCUUCCAAUGAUGCGAUCCACUUCCACUCUCUUGCUCUCCAGACCUUCCCUUUUCCCUUCUUCCUUCUCAUUUUCCACCACCUCCCUGUCUCAAUGGUUUUCCUUUCUCCGCCACGCCAUCGCCACCUCCGACCUCCUCCUCGGAAAACGUGGCCACGCCCUCAUCAUAACCUCCGGCCACCACCAUGACCCUUUCCUCGUCAACAACCUCAUCACCAUGUACGGCAAAUGCGGCUCCCUCUCCUGCGCUCGCCACCUGUUCGACGUAAUUCCCCACAGAGACCUUGUCACCUGGAAUGCCAUUCUCUCUGCAUACGCCCAAGCCGGUGAUGCUGACAUUGUCAACGCUCAUGAGGGUUUUCGCCUUUUCCGUGUUCUCCGCGAGUCCUUUGUGUUAACCACUCGUCAUACUCUGGCCCCUGUGUUCAAGUUAUGCCUCCUUUCUGGGUGUGAAUGGGCUUCUCAGGUGCUUCAUGGCUAUGCGGUUAAGAUUGGAUUGGAAUGGGAUGUGUUUGUGGCUGGGGCAUUGGUCAAUAUAUAUGCUAAAUUUGGGAGGAUCAGAGAUGCCCGUGUUCUGUUUGAAGGGAUGCCCGUGAGGGAUGUGGUCUUGUGGAACGUCAUGAUCAAGGCUUAUGUUGAAAUGGGUCUUCAGGAUGAAGCUUUGUUUCUCUUCUCGGCGUUUCACAGGAGUGGCCUGUGUCCUGAUGAUGUUACUGUCCGGAGUGUUCUUAUGGGUGUUAGUAGAACUGGUUUUGAAUUGCAGUUGAAGCAGGUUCGAGCUUAUGCUACAAAGUUGUUCCUUCUGGAUCAUGAUUGGGAGGUUGUCAUAUGGAAUAAGACACUUAGUGACUAUCUUCAAGCUGGAGAGACUACGGAGGCUAUUGAAUGCUUCAUGGAUAUGAUCAAAUUGCGGGUAGCAUAUGACAACAUGACAUUACUCGUGAUGCUAUCUGUGGUUGCAAGUGAAAAGAAUAUCAAUAUGGGAAAACAGAUUCACUGUGUUGUUGUGAAAAUGGAGUCUGAUCGUGUUGUAUCAGUUGCAAACAGUCUUCUUAAUAUGUACAUGAAGGCAGGUUCUAUUGAUUAUGCGAAAAUCGUGUUUAGUCAAAUGAAAGAAAAGGAUUUAAUAUCAUGGAACACAAUUAUAUCUGGUUGUACGCUGGGUGGUUCGGUGGAGUUGUCCAUAAGCUUCUUUGUUAAUUUACUACGCAGUUGCCUAUUGCCGGACCAAUUCACAAUUGCAAGUGUUUUGAGGGCUUGCUCUUCUCUUAAAGAGGGCGUCUAUUUCAGUAGACAAAUUCAUACUUAUGCAAUAAAAGCUGGUAUCAUCUAUGAUUCGUUUGUUUCAACAGCUUUAAUUGAUGCCUAUUCCAAGAGUGGAAAGAUGGAAGAGGCAGAACUUCUUUUUAAAAUCCAUGAUGGAUUUGAUUUGGCUUCUUGGAACGCUAUGAUGCAUGGGUACAUAGUGAGUAAGUGCUAUCACAAAGCAUUGGAGCUUUUCAUUCAAAUGCUUGGAAGUGGUGAGCAGGGAGAUCAGAUUACUCUGGCAAAUGCAGCUAAAGCUGCUGGAUGCUUGGUGGGGCUUGAACAAGGGAAGCAGCUUCACGCCAUUGCCAUAAAAAGGAUAUUUAAUUUAGAUUUGUUUGUUAUAAGCGGGAUUCUGGACAUGUAUCUAAAAUGUGGAGAGAUGGAAAGCGCAUGCAAAGUUUUCAGUAAGAUCCCUUCACCUGAUGAUGUUGCAUGGACAACUAUGAUAUCAGGAUGCGUGGAUAAUGGAUAUGAGGAGCAUGCUCUUUUUACAUAUCAUCAGAUGAGACUUGCCGGUGUGCAACCUGACGAGUAUACCUUUGCCACCCUUGUCAAGGCUAGCUCUCUUCUAACAGCAUUGGAACAAGGGAGACAGAUUCAUGCUAAUGUUAUCAAGUUGAACUGUGCUUUAGAUCCUUUUGUUAUGACCUCGCUUGUUGACAUGUAUGCCAAGUGUGGGAACAUAGAAGAUGCCUAUAGAUUGUUCAAAAAAAUGAACAUGAAGAGCAUCGCCUCGUGGAAUGCUAUGAUAGUUGGAUUAGCUCAACACGGAAAUGCAAAGGAGGCCCUCAACCUUUUCAAAGAUAUGAAGUCUAAGGAUGAAAUGCCUGACAGAGUUACCUUUAUAGGAGUCCUUUCUGCUUGUAGCCAUUCUGGUUUGGUUUCUGAAGCAUAUGAAAAUUUCUAUUCUAUGCAAAGAGACCACAGAAUUGAACCCGAGAUUGAGCAUUAUUCCUGUCUUGUUGAUGCCCUUAGCCGUGCAGGGCGCAUACAGGAAGCUGAAAAGGUUAUAUCAUCGAUGCCCUUUGAAGCUUCUGCUUCAAUGUACAGGACUCUCCUAAAUGCUUGUAGGGUUCAGGGAGACAAGGUGAAGGGAAAACAUGUUGCCGAGACGCUUUUGACCUUGGAGCCGUCUGAUUCAGCAGCUUAUGUUCUUUUAUCCAAUAUAUAUAGAGCUGCUAAUCAAUGGGAAAGUGCAGUGAGUGCUAGAAAUAUGAUGAGAAGGGUAAAUGUAAAGAAGGAUCCAGGCUUUAGUUGGAUAGAUAUAAAGAACAAGGUUCAUUUGUUUGUAGCAGGAGAUAGAUCACAUGAAGAAGCUGAUUUGAUAUACAAUAAGGUGGAUCAUAUUAUGAAAAGGAUUAAGGAAGAAGGAUAUGUCCCUGAUACAGAUUUUGCACUUAUUGAUAUUGAAGAAGAAGAAAAGGAGAGUGCUCUUUAUUAUCACAGUGAGAAGCUAGCAAUAGCUUAUGGUAUCGUAAGAACACCACCAUCCAUCCCAUUAAGGGUAAUUAAGAACCUUAGGGUGUGUGGAGAUUGCCAUAAUGCAAUCAAAUAUAUGUCAAAGGCCUUUCAACGAGAGAUUGUUGUGAGAGAUGCAAACCGAUUUCAUCAUUUCAGGAGUGGAAUCUGCUCUUGUGGUGAUUAUUGGUGAUUUCAUGAAGUUUAGUUUUAGGAUAAAUAGGAUAUUUUUUAGUAGUGUUUUUAAUUUUGAAUAUUGGACUUAGGAGAUAGUGGAUUGAACCA
Molecule: messenger RNA, 5119 nt
Organism: Arachis duranensis
Lineage: Eukaryota; Viridiplantae; Streptophyta; Magnoliopsida; Fabales; Fabaceae
Product: pentatricopeptide repeat-containing protein At4g33170
Exons: 8
Coding region: 294-5027 (1577 amino acids)
Biological process (GO): RNA modification
Molecular function (GO): protein binding; RNA binding; zinc ion binding
Source: RefSeq, a predicted model, not a curated record